AUGACAGAAACAUCCAGAUGGAGGGGAUAGUGCCUGAAAGACAUGCAAAUCAGCCCCCAUAUAAAUAAACACUGGGCGUGGCCUGCAAACAACCUGAGUCGGGCGUGUGCUGCUGCAGCAUAAAACCAAGAUGACACAUACUGAAGGAAAAUGGAUUUGAUUCUUGACAACGACCAGAGAGGUUACUGCUCUGGUGAAGUAGUGUCUGGACAUAUUUUGCUCAAAAUCUCUGAAGCCACCACAGUUAAAGCCAUAAAAGUAUUACUGAAGGGAUAUGCUCAGGUGAGUUGGAUGCACAAACGGUCCCGCUGUUCUGAAGAGAGGAAAUAUCUCUCCUUAUCCAAGACACUUUUAGCAUCAACAGGUACCCAAGACCUUAUCCUUCAUAGUGGCGUGUAUGAGAUCCCUUUUGAACUGCAACUACCUCAUAGUCCCUUGGUUUCCUCGUUUUCUGGAAAACAUGGCCAUGUUUACUACAUGGUGCAGGCAGUUUUAAAAAGGCCAUUUCAUGAGAAUCAACGUGUUUGCAGAGAACUUUGCAUCAUCAAUCCCAUUGAUGUCAAUAUGCCAACGUUAAUAUCUCCAGUGUCACAAACCUGUAAGAAGAUGAUCGGCUGCUGGAUCUUUACUUCAGGUCCCAUCUCACUGUCUGUCAGCAUAGACCGACAGGGCUAUUGCAAUGGAGAAUCACUCCCAAUCUGUGCUCUGAUUGAGAACCGCUCCUCUCGUCUAGUUGUGCCAAAAGCUGUGAUAUACCAGAUACAGACCUAUACGGCCAAGGGUAAAACAAAAAUCAUCAAACAGGUGGUUGCCAGUGCUAGUGGAAAUGUAGUGCCAUCUGACUGUUCCAGCAGGUGGAAUGGAAACGCGCUGCAGAUUCCUCCAGUUUCUCCAUCCAUUCUGAAUUCAGACAUCCUGAAAGUAGAAUACUUGCUUGCAGUUAUUGUUCAGAUACCAGGUGCCAAAAAUCUAGAAGUACAGAUUCCACUGGUGAUCAGUACCGAUGGUCAUGGCAGUCACCGCUUUAACAUGAGUAGGCGUUCCGUUGUGGACACGAGGUUGCUGUACCCCACGUUUACCCUACCAGAUGUAGCUGAAGCACCACCCAGCUAUGCAGAGGUUGUGUCAGAGGAACAGUUUGAAGAGCAUAGAACUUCGAUCUGCCAGCCACAACCAGACUGGCUGUUGGAUGGCCCAGCAACCACUUACAUUCAGCAGUUCCGCCUCCAGCCUCCUCCCUCUUAUUCAGAGAUUUACCCUACUGAACACUGAGCGUAUUUUGUGGAGAAGAUCAAAGAAUGACCUUGUGCCUACACUAUAGCAUUUUCCCCUUUUCUUUGGAUUAUGGAUUGCAGAUUGCUGCUCUUAUUGGUGAAAUGUUUGUUCUGUUUUGAUCAUGAGCACAUCAUAAUCAAGGCUUGUCCACUUUGCAGCUUAUUAUGACUUUCUGAAGGGUUUGUUUCUGUACUCUUCCAUAUGUUAUUGUGACAUUUACAAUUUCGGAUAAACUGCAACGACACGUUAGACAUGUCCUGUCUAACUGGGCUGAAUUAACUGCAGUGCUAUCAGUCUAAAGUCUGGCUAUGUGAAACUACAUCAUGAUUGGUUUAAGAACAUGUUAAUUAGAAUUUGUAUUUAUAAUGUAUAUUUCAAAAUACUUUGAUUUAUGUAAUUAUUUGAAUCUGAUGCACUGACUGAACUGUUAAUAUUAUGAGGUGCUGCUUUGGGUCCAGGUUGAGAGCUCACAAGCAUAGGUGCACUUAUGUUGUAAUGUAUAUCACGUUUAGCUAGUAAAUUAUCACAAAAAUGGCUAAAAAAAAAAAAGAAAGAAAAGCUGAAUGAGGUUGCAUUUGUAUUGUUGUUCACAACAUUACAACGUAAUAAAAUUAUUUAUUUUUGUACACCUUAA
Messenger RNA from Megalobrama amblycephala (Wuchang bream), 1909 nucleotides. RefSeq names its product arrestin domain-containing protein 4-like. Gene Ontology annotation, biological process: protein transport. The record is from RefSeq and is a predicted model, not a curated record. Gene Ontology annotation, cellular component: cytoplasm; plasma membrane. Lineage: Eukaryota; Metazoa; Chordata; Actinopteri; Cypriniformes; Xenocyprididae. The coding region runs from base 151 to 1272 and encodes 373 amino acids. The transcript is spliced from 9 exons. Gene Ontology annotation, molecular function: ubiquitin-like ligase-substrate adaptor activity.